This is a messenger RNA of Salmo salar (Atlantic salmon), 3125 nucleotides long. Its product is annotated as doublesex- and mab-3-related transcription factor 2. Gene Ontology annotation, cellular component: nucleus. Gene Ontology annotation, molecular function: RNA polymerase II cis-regulatory region sequence-specific DNA binding; DNA-binding transcription factor activity, RNA polymerase II-specific. The record is from RefSeq and is a predicted model, not a curated record. Lineage: Eukaryota; Metazoa; Chordata; Actinopteri; Salmoniformes; Salmonidae. Gene Ontology annotation, biological process: sex differentiation; regulation of transcription by RNA polymerase II.
CCAAAUUCUUCAUUGGGAUGGUGCUCUGGCUUCAAGCCUGGAAGAAAACCGUGGAGCGGACCAGAGUGACAGACCACGUCGUUGGGAUAUCUUUGUUCCGCGGUACAUUGAGCAACAAUUAAACAGAUUGUCAGCGGUGUCUGUCAGUGCUGUUUUACAGACAAGUUCAUCAGUUCACAGCGCACUGACUAGAGACAAACUGCAAUAAGUAUUAGAUGUUGUCAAGGAACUUUUCUGGAGGAACCUGGCUGCAUUGAGACUGUAUUGACUGUAGUGAACUAACCGUCGCGUGAGAUAAGACGGUAGGCACGAGGCACCGGGAGACAGGCAACAGACAUGAUGACGGAUAUCACCGGUGCAGAGUUUGAGAUCGACGUGGAGAGUCUGGAGACCGAAAGUGACGACCAGGACCAGCCGGACUACAGCUCUUCUCUGCCCUGCGCAGGAGACAACGAGCCGCGGGCCAAGGGAGAUGACAAGCCGGGCGCCACCAGCCAGGGGUCCGGUGAACAGCGGAAGCUAAGCCGGACGCCGAAGUGUGCCCGCUGCAGAAACCACGGCGUGGUGUCGUGUCUGAAGGGGCAUAAGCGGUUCUGUCGCUGGAGGGACUGCCAGUGUGCCAACUGUCUUCUGGUAGUGGAGAGACAGCGGGUCAUGGCGGCUCAGGUGGCGCUACGGAGACAACAAGCUACAGAGGAUAAAAAGGGAAUUUGUGGGAAGCAAAUUCCAGCAGAGAGAAGAGCAAUUUACCAGAGACACAUCAGGCCAUCAACGAUGCUGGCUAAGAGCAUUCUGGAAGGAUACCGUCCAGUGCAGGGUGACCCGUACCUGGGGGCCAGCCCGUCCCUCCCGCCGCCUCUCAGCGACAGGAUGAGGAAGAGGAGAGCGUUUGCUGACAAAGAGCUGGAGAGGAUCAUGCUGGAGAGAGAGUACAAGGAGAGAGAGCUGCUAGGAACCUCCCAGGCUGCUACAGCCUCUCUGCUCUUCCCCAACAGUCUGGUCCGGCAUGCUGCAGAGUACAAGUCCUACAAGGCAGCCCCGGAGGAGCCUCAGCACAACAACAAGGAACUCUGUCGCUUCCUGUCACCCAGCUGUGUGGACCUCUCCCUGAAAUAUGCCACCAGCCCCAGCAACAUGGAGCUCAUCUCCUCCAAUGUCUCCGUGGCGACCACCUACCGCCAGUACCCUCUGACCUCACCGCUGACCUCUUCGCGGGGGUUCAUGGUGUGGCCACGUGGGCCCUCCCUCCUGUACCAGCAGUGCCUGCGCAAUACCACGGCCAUCCAGAACAUGAAGCCAGGUGCAGUCUGGGAUCCCAGGACGAUGGCCGCUGCCGCAGAGAGCCUCCCGCCCGACCACGACGCCACGGCAACCACUGCCAUCACUGCCCCCAAGCUGGAGGGGUCGAGGGUCGCUGUGGGCCUCCCCGAGGGUUUUGACCCCCAGCAGCAGGACGGCCACGCCCAGUCCCAGGGGGGGCACCGCAAACGAUCAGCCUUCUCUCCCCCGAAAAGAGGCUUCGGACAGGCCUUCCCUCCAAGUACAUCUCACCCCCAGCCUCACCCUCACCACCCCAGCCAUGAACAUGUCCUGAACAAGCUGAGCAAGGACAGCGCCAAACACACGCUAUCCAUGAAGCUCAACUCCUUUCACUCACUCAUCCAGCAGACACUGAGUGAGAAGGCUAGGGCCGGGGCUGGAGAAAGCGAGAGGGCCGGGGCAGAGGUAGGAGCUGGGGCUGGGGAGAGAGCUGGGACCGGGGUCGAGCUCCGGGGCCCCUACUGUAACGAACUGCUGGAGGAAGCAGCUAGAAAAUACCGUGAAGCACCUUCUAAGGACUUCUACAGUUUCAAAGGCUCUAAUAGAUACAGCAAGGAGUUCCUGUCUAAGUCAGCCGGGACGAAGGUCGUGUCCAGCCAGUCUCUAUCCUUCUCUGUGGAGGCCAUUUUGAAUAGGCCAUCACCGGCUAUGAACAGAGCAUCACACUAACGUUAUGAACAGAGCAUCACACUAACGUUACGAACAGAGCAUCACACUAACGUUAUGAACAGAGCAUCACACUAACGUUACGAACAGAACAUCACACUAACGUUACGAACAGAGCAUCACACUAACGUUACGAACAGAACAUCACACUAACGUUACGAACAGAGCAUCACACUAACGUUACGAACAGAGCACUAACGUUACGAACAGAGCAUCACAGUAACGUUAUGAACAGAGCAUCACACUAACGUUAUGAACAGAACAUCACACUAACCUUACGAACAGAGCAUCACAGUAACGUUAUGAACAGAGCAUCACACUAACGUUAUGAACAGAACAUCACACUAACGUUACGAACAGAGCAUCACAGUAACGUUACGAACAGAGCAUCACAGUAACGUUACGAACAGAGCAUCACACUAACGUUAUGAACAGAGCAUCACACUAACGUUACGAACAGAGCAUCACAGUAACGUUACGAACAGAACAUCACACUAACGUUACGAACAGAGCAUCACAGUAACGUUACGAACAGAGCAUCACAGUAACGUUACGAACAGAGCACUAAUGUUACGAACAGAGCAUCACACUAACGUUACGAACAGAGCAUCACAGUAAUAACAGUCAUGUUUACCAGGAACGGACUGGGACCAAAAAUCAACCUCGUAUUUAUUUUUUCCUUGAGACCUCCAUUAUCGGCUAAAUAAUGAUGAUUCUGCACAAACCCCUCAAUUAAGUCUGGCCCACUGGCUUGAAAUAGACCAACCAUUCUGGCAUUGGACCAAUUGCCCUAAGACAUAUCCGUUUCUGUCUGCUCUGAACUAUGCAGUGCUCUCUCAGACCAUCUACUGUCCAAGGAUUUGAUCAGGAAAUUGUUUUAACUGGUCUUCCAUUACACACAGACACACAGACACUCCAUUAGAUGCCGAUGUCUGUCACUGUACUUAUUGCUGUAGUUGGUCUAUUUUGUUAUUCUUUUUAAAUAAGCACUGCCUCUCAGUACCGAUAUACUUCAUUCAAGCAGUAAUGUAAAUGUUUAUAUGUAUAUUAUAUUUUAAAUGAGCAUGUUGUAAAUCUCUUUAUGGUGUAGAGUAUUUAAAUGUAUCACUAAUGUGUCAAUAAACUUUAUAAAUAAUCAA